Molecule: messenger RNA, 7026 nt
Organism: Numida meleagris (helmeted guineafowl)
Lineage: Eukaryota; Metazoa; Chordata; Aves; Galliformes; Numididae
Gene: PRSS12
Product: protease, serine 12
Exons: 13
Coding region: 1-2190 (729 amino acids)
Biological process (GO): proteolysis
Cellular component (GO): membrane
Molecular function (GO): serine-type endopeptidase activity
Source: RefSeq, a predicted model, not a curated record
AUGACUAAAACGGAUGUUUCAAUUGAUAAUAAUAGUCUACACAAAAGUCAAGUGAAGAGCAGAAGGUCAGUGAGACUCCAAGGUGGCAAGAAUGAGUUUGAAGGUGCAGUGGAGGUUUAUUUGAAUGGAGUGUGGGGAACAAUCUGUGGCAGCCACUGGGACAAUAAUGACGCAACAGUCAUAUGCCGACAGCUUGCACUUGGUGAAAAAGGUACAUCAAAACACAUACCAUUUUCCGGACUGAGCCUUAUUCCUGUUUACUGGAGUGAAGUGCGUUGUCGUGGUGAUGAAGAAAAUAUACUGUUAUGCGAAAAAGACAUCUGGCAGGAUGGAAUAUGUCCUCAAAACACGGCAGCUGCUGUUACAUGUAGCUCUUCUCUAGCCUCUGACUUUACUCCGAUCCGGCUGGCUGGUGGGAACAAGGCUUACGAAGGAAGAGUAGAAGUCUACCAUGCUGGCCAGUGGGGGACUAUCUGUGACGAUCAGUGGGAUGACGCAGAUGCUGAAGUUGUCUGCCGGCAGCUAGGCCUUGGGGGUGUUGCCAAGGCAUGGAGCCAGGCUUACUUUGGAGAAGGCUCAGGCCCUGUGCUUCUGGAUGAAGUGCGGUGUACAGGAAAUGAGCUAUCUAUAGAACAGUGUCCAAAAAGCUCCUGGAGGGAACACAACUGCGGCCACAAAGAAGAUGCUGGUGUUGCCUGUACACCUCUCACAGAUGGUGUAUUAAGGCUAACAAGUGGGAAAGGCAGUCAUGAAGGACGCCUGGAGGUCUAUUAUACUGGGCAGUGGGGCACAAUCUGCGAUGAUGGGUGGACAGAGCUGAAUACACAGGUGGCUUGCCGGCAGCUGGGAUUUAAGUAUGGAAAAAGUGCGCCUGAGAGCUCCUCAGAAGGAAACUCUGGUCCCAUCUGGUUGGAUGAUGUCAGCUGCUCUGGAAAGGAGACAAACCUUCUGCAGUGCUCAAGGAGAGAGUGGGGAAAGCAUGACUGCAGCCAUCAGGAGGAUGUCAGACUCAUUUGCCAUCCGGAUAACAACAGCCACAAACUCUGGCUUGGUCCUCCCAUCAGGCUGAUGGAUGGUGAGAAUAAGAAGGAAGGACGUGUAGAGAUUUUUUUCAAUGGUCAGUGGGGCACGAUUUGUGAUGAUGGAUGGUCUGAUAAGGAUGCAGCUGUAGUCUGUCGACAGCUCGGCUACAAAGGUCCAGCGAGAGCAAGGACAAUGGCAUAUUUUGGGGAGGGCAAAGGCCCAAUCCAUGUGGAUAAUGUGAAAUGUACUGGAAAUGAGAGAUCCUUGGCAGACUGCAUUAAGCAGGACAUUGGAACACACAACUGCCGUCACAGCGAGGAUGCAGGCGUCAUCUGUGACCACCUAGGCAAGAAGGUUCCCGGGAACAGCAACAAAGAUUCUCUUGCUUCUGUUUGUGGAUUGAGGUUACUACAUCGUCGACAAAAACGAAUAAUUGGUGGGAAAAAUUCUUUACGGGGCGGUUGGCCAUGGCAGGUUGCACUCCGACUGAAAUCAUCUCAUGGGGACGGAAGACUCUUGUGUGGUGCUACUCUCAUUAGCAGCUGCUGGGUCCUCACUGCAGCGCAUUGCUUUAAAAGGUAUGGCAAUAACACUAGGAACUAUGCCGUGCGAGUUGGAGAUUAUCAUACGCUGGUACCAGAAGAAUAUGAGGAAGAAAUUGGAGUCCAAGAGAUUGUGAUGCACAAGGAGUACAGGCCUGACAGCAGUGACUAUGACAUUGCACUAGUGAGGUUACAGGGGCCAGAGGAACAGUGUGCCAGAUUCAGUACCCACGUCUUACCUGCCUGCCUGCCCUUAAGGAGAGAGAGACCACAGAAAACUGCUCCUAACUGUUACAUCACUGGAUGGGGUGACACAGGAAGGGCUUAUUCAAGAACAUUACAACAAGCUGCCAUCCCCUUACUUCCCAAGAGGGUAUGUGAAGAGCGUUAUAAAAGAAGAUUCACAGGCAGAAUGCUCUGUGCUGGAAACAUCCAGGAACAGAAACGCAUCGAUAGCUGUCAAGGGGACAGUGGAGGACCACUGAUGUGCGAACGUCCAGGGGAAAGCUGGGUUGUGUAUGGUGUGACCUCCUGGGGCUAUGGCUGCGGAAUGAAAGAUUCUCCAGGUGUCUACACAAAAGUCUCAUCUUUUGUACCCUGGAUAAAGAGUGUGACCAAACUAUGAAUGUGCUUAAUCAAAACCAAACUUUAUUAAAAACAUGAAUAAAGCAGGACAGCUUGAACAGCAUAGAUUGCACAGCUAGGGCCCACUGCGAGUGGAAACAGGCACAUCUUCCUGACUUGUGUGUUUCUUUUGUGUGUGUGUGUUAAAUCCAGGCUGAAUACACACAACCUUUCCAGUUAUGAAUUACUAUGCAUACACAAUCCUUCUGUGUUGAGGAAGUUUAUCUUGCAUGAACAAAUUACUGUGUACCAAAACAGUCAGAAAAGGGACCUCCAGCUUAGAGUAACAUUAGAGCACAAAAGCUAACGAGUUCACUAGCAGAUCCACUAUUCACAGGAAGCUCCAAGCUUUUAUAUAAUUAAUUAGACCUCAAAAUUCAUUUUUCAUUCUUGUUUAUUUAAUCAGUUCUUGACUGCUUUCCUAUUUCUCCUAUGAUCUUAUACUCAGUCUGCUAAUUUUGACUGUUAUUUUGCCAGCUGAUGAGACCAUAAACAGGGAGAUUCUUGCUAAGUAACUCUGUCUAUGCAUUAAGUGUUAGAAGGAAAAUAAUUGUCGAUAAUCAGACCUUCACCUAGUCUGAAAAACAUUCUUACAGCUCAGCUCCUAAAGCGCAUUCCCAAGUAAAGUAGAUAGCAUGCUGGAAGGUAAUUAGUUUCCCUGCAAACAUUCUACACAGCUGUGUGAGCUAGAUAAAUGCUGGAAAUACUGAAUCAGUGCCUGGCAGAAAAGAUGUAUAAAGUCUUAAAGGAUUAUUUUCUAAAUACUUAGACAACACUACCAUGUUUAGGGGCAACACUGGUUCAGAUCAUUCUCAUUGAAAAAGUGAUAAUUAUUUUAAACCAAUAACUACUGAAGUCUCUUAUUUUUUUUAGCCAGCAACUGCUCAAUUUUGCUAUAGUAAUUUAUGACACUACAUGAAGUUAUAAGACAGUCAUAUGGACCCUAAUGCCCUUUUAUGUUCUAAACAUCAUUUAGCAAUAUCCAUGAACUACAGUUUUUAAUGACUUAUGAAAUAUUAACAUAUCUUGAUUCCCUUUGUUAACUCCUUUUAAAAAAACUCUUCCGCACGUUAUGAAAAUCAUGAUGGUUUGUUAUAAAAAAAAGCACCAAGAAAAAGAGACUCAUGUCAAGAAAAAUAGAAAACAACUCACUACCUUUUUAGAAAUGGCCAUUCCACUUAACUUAGAAUCACAGAAUCAUUUAAUUUGGAAAAGAACAUUGACAUCAUCAAGUCCAACCAUUAACACGACCUACUGAGUCCCAUUGUUUAAACCAUGGCCCUUUGUGCCAUACCUCCAGGGACGGGGACACCCUUGCUUCCCUGGGCAGCCCAUCCCAGUGCUCGACCUCCUCCUGGUGAAGAAAUUCUUUCUCAUCCAGUAUUAUCAUACAGAACCCAGGAAGGAAUUACCAUUUCACGCAACCCCAAUUGGUACCAAUCUUUAAAGAGCAGAGGCUAACUACAGUCAACAGUGAAACAAGAAAGUUCAGUACUAUGUCUAUGAGCUUUCCUUAAGGCCAGCUGGACUGCCUGCAAGCAUACCCCAUAUGGUACAUUUUUAACAACGAUGCUUCUUAAAAAGGUGAAACAAAAGCUCUGUGGGCCAUGAAACACCCCAGUGAGAUAAGCGUGGCAGCUAUGUGUCACUGCAGAGCUACUGUACAAACUGUAACUAUGUUACUGCUUUCCUCUGUUUCCUUUCCUCACUCAAGCUAUGACAGUAUUGCCUGGCCUUCUGUGAACAAAGCGAGAUGCUUGUAUUCGUGUUGUAAGUGGGCAUUCAUUUCCAUAUGCUUCUGUGUCUCCAAUGUUUUAACAAAUAUCCAAGACAACUGGUUUGUGAGAAGUUACAAUAAUGUCGCAAGUGACUGUAACUUGGCCCUCAAUUUCUCUCCUCAAACUUUGUUAUUAAGGGCCAUGACUAGCUUAAAUAUCUUGUUGGAACUGGUGCUAAACUAGUACACAUGAGGUGCUUUUAUAUAUUUUAGUUUUCUGUAACACUGCACUAGCAGAAUAGCAUGAAAUAUAUUAUUUAAAAACAUCAUAUAGUGCUAUGAUCACCUACUGUUAGACCUAUGUGAAAUACUCUCCUAGCAAACUUUAAAACCAUUUACGUUUUUACUCGUAUGUAGCCCUUUUAAUUACAGAGGAAAUAAGCCUGUCAGAAGGUAUUGACUCAUACAAUCAGAGUUUUGCUAAAUAUGACCCAUGAUUUCGAGACUUGUGAAGUAGACAACACAGUGCAAUAUGUGUGUGAUGUACAGUGUAAAUCAUUUUCUUUUAAGAUUUGCACCAGAGUGCAAUACUGAGGGAAAAGAAAUCAAGUCUGCACUCUAAACCUAGUAACAUUUCGAUUUAGUAAGGUAGAUCAUUAGUUUUGCUCUCUUAGGAUGCUUUAAUAAUUAGAAGUUGAAAUGAUGCACUACAGUUCCCAUGCAGACAGCAUGCCUCUUCUAGUUUCUAGAAGAAAAUGAAAUUGUCUUUAUGUUAUGCCAUUCUAAUUCUUGUUCAAUGAGCCUGAUGAUGUAAAUGUGAACAAUAAAAACUGUCAUGCUGACUGGAACUUCUAUACAUAAUGUAUAAGUGGAUGCAGCAGAAACAUCAGCUGUGGGUAAACUUUUCAGUUUGCAAUGAAUUUUCUGAUUAACAAAGAUAUUCCACACAAAGUUGUGCCAAGCAAGAGCUGGCAUUAUCCAAGUUUGCUCAUACAUUUCAGAAGGAAUACAUUUAACUUGUCUGAUUUUUCAGUUAUUUUAUGAAUACGCAUUAAGUGAAAACAUCCAACAAAUAAAACAGAGAAAGCAGCUACGUACAAAAAUAUCUAUUUCUUCCCUGCAGCAAUAACCUCUAAAAUCACGUGCCUUUUGGAAUGGCUUUCAGACAGCAUCAGUCAGUUAAUUCUUCGGCCCAAAACUAUUCAACUGAAAAUACAAGGCCCAGAUACCAGAAGGUAAAUACACACAACGCCAUUUGGCCCCGCCUCAGGAGCUCUGGACUCCAUGUGCAGGUCUAGUCUUGGUUAUCAGUACAUUUGUAAGGAAGAAGCGACACUUGCAGUGUAAGUCCAUAUCUCUUUAUUGACUCAUUAAUACAUCUGAAUACUUUACAUUAGCAUAUAUUAAAGUUUUACCCGCAGACGUUCACGUACAUCUUUUAGACUUCAUAAACUUACCUUCGUCUUCUGCAGUACAUGUACACUUCCUGCAACGACCCUUCAAAGGUGCUUCAGCAGAGCCACCAGUGAAAACACAACACUUCUCCAGAUUUAAGACUGCUGCAGCACAGUCAGCUACAUGGCUAGAGUACAGCACAGUAACUAACUACUGAGAUUUUAAUAGCACAAAACUUAGUGAAAGCCUUGAGAUGAGAGCAGCUACAAAUUCUGGAAGCCAGCACAAAAUAUGCCAACCAUCCUCCUAACUACAUUUGCUUUUGUGCAGACUGAUUCCAAACUAAUUUGAAGCACAGUACGCUACAUCCCAGGCCCUCUGUAGUAAAGAUGGGAGACUGCAGAGCAUCUAGGCUCAAGGUAUAAACUUAAUUAGAAGAGUUCAUUUAAGUCUAAAUUGAAAUUAAGGCCUACUCUAGAAGUAGUGCUUGCCUCCCUGUUUGAAAAAGAGGAAUACUACUGCUCGCAAUGACCAUUAAUUCUGUAAAAUUGCGUAUCUACCCUUAAAGUAAGUAAAGAACCAAAAUUCUAGUUACAGUUACUCCAAAAAUUUACAGGCUGAAUUUAGACCCAUCUUCUUCUGCCAUCACAACUCAAGAAUGUUUUUCCCUUGUAAAGAGAAGUUUGACGCAGUUUAAUAUUGCUACACAUACAAGACAGCAGAUAUUACUGAACAGCACGAUGCCUUCCUAGAAGCUGUACACUGCUCUGAAAUUAAGCUACUAGAAGCCAUCUCCCCUGCUUCAGAUCACUGUUUGUAUUCACUUUGCUAACUCAGUAAUGUGCUUACUGACAGGCUUGUUCCUUGCACACACAGCUCCUGCACAUCUGUGGACGCAGAUGCCUCCAGUUUAGCAGGCCAAAGUACAGGCAAUACCUGCCUUUACCACAGCCCAGUAUUCAGAGUAUACUCAAUACAUCCACACCCGAGCCCAAUUCUUCCAAGUAACACAGACUUUUCCUCUUGGUUACCAUUUUUUUGUCAGUAAAAGAUUAUUACACACAACCAAGUAGACUUUUAAUAACUAAAAAUCAAGCCCGUAUCUUGAUUUCAGUGCUGAUCAGACAGGACUCAGCAGUUUAGUCGCUAAAUAUAACCAGUAAAUUGCUAUUGUUCCUGUUAUUGAUAGAAUAAUGGACUAAGAUUUGAGGUUUCAAUUAUCAAAUUUAUUAAUUAUAAUGAGCAAAGAACAAAGAGGCAAUGCAGCGCUGGGCGACAAGGGAAUCUAUGUUCCGCCAAUUGCCGCGAGGUUUGAACUAGCAUACGGUCCUUUUAUACAAUUGUCUUCCUGUCGUGGUGUACUCUGCGCAUGAUCGAGCUGUGGCUAGGGAAGUCUUCUUCUGUUUCCUCAGCAUAUUCUUCUUGACCUCUUCUAGUGAUUUCCAUAUAUGGUGCGUUACAACUUUACUGGUCAGUUCCACAAUUGCUAACUUUUGACCAUAUUGUUUCAAGUUCCGUAGGUUUUUGCAAGCUACACAUUCUUACUUCCUGACAAACAUUUCGCAAGCUAUGCCCUUUUUGCUUAUCAGUCUUGAACAAACAUUCCUACUUCCUGACAAUUUCCCCCCUUUUCUUUUCCCACUGAAUGUUUGUUUACUAAUAAGAGAUUACCCUUCACAGUCGUAAUUAUGAGAUGGAAUAUUACAAUUCCUUUCUUUUUGUGAA